UAGCGCUGAACUGACGUUAUAGCCGGGUUAGAUAAUCGAGCAGCGUCGAUUGCAUCUACUCCGUAACUGCUAAUUGUGAAGUAGUAAUGGUGCUGAACUUAAUUCUGAGCGUAAAACCUAGAAUCAUUCGCCUUCCUCUCCCCUGGAACUACGAUUUCAGCCGUCGAAGCCGCUCCGGUCGCAGUCCAUCCUCUCUAUCCCAAGAGCUGCGAAUCCCGUCGAAGAAUCUCCGAUAGCAGUUUUCUUUUGCUGCGGCGACUUCAUUAUUUUUCCUAAAUCUCCCUGGAGCUACUAUUCCCGUCGAAGAAGCUAAUGUGUUGAUUUCAAUUUUCAGCGGAGACCCUAAAUCCCGACCUGUCUUCGUCUCUCCUGCGGACCUGCGAUUACCAUCAGAGGAAGAAGUCUCCGCAGCAGGAGAACUGUGAGCAGGUUGGUCCCCGUUACAGUUCUAAGGAUUGCUGGUUCCAGUCCUCAGUUGACCGGCCACAAUUAAGAACUGAAACCUGAGAAGAAGAGCAAGUCCAGCUGCGGCGUCAGGUAUGCCUUCCAGACUAGGAGCCAAGUUGAUAUUCUUGAUGAUUAUUGGAAUGACUGUCUGAUGUAGUUUCAAUCAUUGUUCCACAAAGGUAUUACCGUACGACUGAAACCUUUUGCAAGGUUUCCAACACAUAGAAAACUUUAACAAAGGUUUCCUUGAGAAAAUAAACUUUUGCAAGGUUUCCAACACAUAGAAAAUAUGUGUUGAGCUACCGCGCAAAUACAUAUUCCUCCACAUGGCUGCUGCAGUUUCAAUCAUUGUUCACUCGUUCAAACUGUCCGCUGUUUUACAAGUUGAGCUACCGUAUGCAUUAAAAAAGUUGGCUAAAGGGUCAAAUAGACCCUUGAACUAACUUAAAGUGUUCAAUUAGCCCCUUAUAUAGGAUGUUCUGCCCGGCCGUCAUCAAUUGAGGCGGUUCCUGGUGGAAUUUUUUGAUGAAAUUUUUUUAGCAUCUUCUUCAUUAAGUCUAGUUUACUCAUACCAAAUUUCAGCUAAAAAUUCAAUCGGGAAGACAAUCAAAUGAUUUUUAUAAGAUAACUGCGUAGUUAAAUAGCGCAGUACAUUUCGGAAAAUCAUUUGACUGCCUUCCCGAUUUCAGAAAAACAUCCUUAUUAUAUAUUCUAAUUAAGCCCAAAACAUAACAUAUAACAAUUCACAUGUUGACAGCAAGAGAUUAACCUCAUUACCCCUCUUUUCUCUCAAUUGCUGACUUUGUGACCAAAACGUCGCUGUCAUAGUGGAAUCAUUAUCUUUAGAGCCACUAAUUUUUAAUUUCACUAUCCAUCGUUAAAUGCAUUCUUUUCUGAGUAAAGAUGACAAAAUGCCUUUAACAAAAUUUCACUUCACUAGCCUUAAUUUGGGAAAUGGGAUUAUGCAAUGGGUGGGGAAAAUGUCACUAUUAUAUGCUUGUAUUAUCUGUUUGAUGGAUAAGCAAAGAGUUUUAAUUAACUAAGCUAGGCACAUUUUUUAAAUUCAUUGUAUGUACCGGCAUGGAAUGAUUCACAUUCAUUUGCGGUAAUUGGUUCACAUCUAGAUUAAGGAUGGUAGAGAAUGUAUAUCACUCCAGGACAAAGAAAAGCUGAAAGCAAGUCGCCAAGCCCAGUUAUGUUAUGACACGUGUAUGCAAGCGUCAGAUGGUGACUCGUGGCAGUGUAUGAGUGGGGACCACCUUGAAAGUCUAAAGCAAAUAUGACAAGACGAAGAUGGAUGAUGGUGUUUACACUUGCAAAGCUAACAUACACUGUGGGCCCGACCUCCAUUAAUUAAUUGAUUAGUACUUGAUAAUCUCUUGAGUGGUCCUAAAUCUAAAGUCUAAUCUAUCAUCUCAUCUUACAAAACAGUGGUUCUCCUCCUCUUGAUUUCUAGUGAAAUACAUAUACACUAAACAGUUUCUAGAGCAGUGUUAAAUACUUAAAUAUACUUCGUAUUACAUUAAUAUUAAUAUAAAUGAGAUUUUAAUAUAACAGAGCAUGCUAAAUAAUUAGUCCAAUUUUAGUCCAUUUGGUCGCCACGGUGGAAAGUGAAUUAGUUGUAUUCAGCGAAUUGGAAAAACGCGAUUUGAAUUUGAAACCAUGCAUAUGCAUUUUUAUAAUCAUACUCCGUAUAAAUUACAGGGAUUGUAAGUUUUGCACACUUUUCAUGUUUUCCCAAAUUUACAUCAAUUUUAGUUUGAUUUUUGUGAAGAAAAAAAAGAUAAAACGUUUUUUUCUAAACAUUUUUAAAAAAAGGAGUGAAGGUAUUUUAUUCACAAAAAAGUAAGUGGGAGGACUUUGCUAAUGCGCGCCCAAAAUAAAUUGAAACAUUCAGUGAAGAAUAACUUGUAAAAAAUAUGAGAGUAAUUAUGUUCCAAACUAAUUCAAGAAAUCAAGGAUGAAGUGAUGAAGAACUUUGAAAUGAGUGAUUUGGCCCUUUUGUGCUAUUACUUUGGAAUUGAAGUGAAGCAAGUGAAGAACACAAUAACUCUGAGUCAGACAGGUUAUGCCAAGAAGAUCUUAGAGAAGAUGGGAAUGGCAGAAUGCAACCCAUGUUGUCUUCCAAUGGAACCAAGAAGCAAACUCAACAAGUAUGAUGGAGAGCCGACUAUUAAUCAAACAAAUUAUAGAAGUAUCAUUGGCAGCCUGAGGUAUUUGACUAACACUAGACCUGAUCUUACUUACUCUGUGGGCAUUGUAAGCAGGUAUAUGGAAGCACCAACAACUGCACACCUAAAUGUUGUAAAGCAAAUCCUGAGAUAUGUUAAAGGGACAAUUGACUUUGGAUGUGUGUACAAAAGAGAACAAACAAGUGAGGGUUUGAUUGGCUACAGUGACAGUGAUCUAGCUGAGGAUUUAGAUGACGGAAAAAGUACUACAAAGAUCCUGUAUUUUCUAAAUGACAGCCCUAUCACAUGGGUAUCUCAGAAGCAAAGGAUAGUUGUACUGUCAUCAUGCGAGGCAGAGUAUAUCGCAGCAACAAGUGGGGCAUGUCAAGGAAUUUGGCUCACAAAAUUACUGGAAAGUAUACUGGAAAGUGCCAACAUGAAACCGGUAUUGAGGGUGCAGUUGGCACCCUUGAAAUAGUUCAAUGCCCACUUAAGAAAGCAACAGUGGUUUAUUGUGAUAAUAUAAGCUCUGUAUACAUGACCAGCAACCCCGUCCAACAUCAUCGUACUAAACACAUUGAAAUGGACAUCCAUUUUGUUCGUGAAAAGGUUGCCCGUGGUGAAGUUUGCGUUCUACACAUUCCUUCCCGACACCAGUUUGCGGAUAUCUUUACGAAAGGUCUUCCCCAAAUUUUAUUUGAAGAAUUCAAUUCCAGUCUCAACAUCAGUCAAUCUCCAGCUUUAACUGCAGGGGGGGGGGUGUUAGCAUAAUUUCAUGCAUGUGUACGCACACUUGGUUGGAGAUAAAGUCAUGCAUUUUGGAAAUUAUUUACACGGAUUUUUUAAUCCAAUUAGGGUUGUGCCUACCUUAAGUCAAGUAAGACCAUUUACUCAGGAUCCCAUAAUUUAUAAAUGUGCAGGCAUAAAUGCAUAUCUUUAUUGUCAUUGACAAAAUUUCACCUCUACUAAUAUCUAAUUGUUUUUCCUAAGUAAAUUCGAAUUUACUAUCUACGUCUCCC
Messenger RNA from Cuscuta epithymum, 3637 nucleotides. The record is from the annotation of a GenBank genome assembly. Lineage: Eukaryota; Viridiplantae; Streptophyta; Magnoliopsida; Solanales; Convolvulaceae.